CCGGGCUCCCCCCUCAACGCCACUCCACCCAACCCUCCAAAAGAGGAGACUCUCAGCGACCGUCCGAUCUUCAUCUUCCGAAAUCCAUGCCUCUUGCUUUUCCGCUUCAAAACCAGGCAUCAGGCGCUAGCGAAGGUGACCUUCCCGUGCGAGCAGCAGCAGAGCCAAAGAAAUUUUAAUGGGCGGCGGCAGUUCGGCGAGCAGCAGUGGGGAGGAGGACGGCGACGCCGAAUGGAAGGCGGCCAUCGAUUCCGUCGCCGCCGUCAACUUCGGCGUCUCCACCUCCAAUCGCCCCGCCACGCCCCAAUCGGUCGCCGGCGGUUCGACGGCCCCGGACGACCCCCGCAACGGGCAGCUAAAGAAGUCCCAAACCCCUGGUCUCAAGCUCUACCAGAUCAAGGCACAAAAGCUUCUUGAUGAUCUGUUAGAGAAGAGUCUUGAGAUGGUGAUAAAUCCUAUCCCUCUGUCCAAUGACAUUCCUCAAUCAAAUGGUGGUGGCAUUCAGUUAUUCAGAAAAGCACCUCCUGGCAUAAUUUUGGAUCCCAUUGAUACACAUGUACAACCACAAAAAAAACCAAGAAUUCUACCAGGAGAGGAAAUUGAUGAGAAAUCAAAGAAGUUCAGAUGCCAACUUCAAUCUGUCGUUGUUGAUGGCAAUAAUAUUAUGGAUGCAGCGAGAGAGGCAUGCCAGCGAUCUUUGGCUAGAUUUGAAGCUAAAGAAGCUGCAGCAAAGGCAGCAACCAAGAAAGAGGAAGAAAGAGUUUUGGAACUGAAAAAGGUCAGAGGAGAGAAAUGGCUUCCUUCCAUUGCAAGAGAAAUGCAGGGCAAAACUUGAACUCACUGAGGAUGGGGAAGGACAGAAGUUGGCAGCUGAAUUGAAUUCUAUCAGAUCUUCAGAAGCGAAAAGUGCAUUCAGUUUUACCUGAAUGCAGUUGGCAUCGAUUAAUUGAGUAUAGGAAUCAUUCUAUGCUGAUUUCCAUUUGAUAAAUGUGUCACUGUUGGAGGUAUGCUGACUCAUUUUAUACUUUGAGCUUCAUUUACCAAACCUCAAACAUUCCCAUCUUUUGCCGGUGGGGCUCGGGUCUGGCAUAGUGGUUACCUGUUAGUAGAUUCAUGUGUAAUAGAUUAAUGUAGCAUCCUGCUGAAAUGAAGCAAUUUGCUUAUUUACAAGAAUGAAA
Molecule: messenger RNA, 1178 nt
Organism: Phoenix dactylifera (date palm)
Lineage: Eukaryota; Viridiplantae; Streptophyta; Magnoliopsida; Arecales; Arecaceae
Source: RefSeq, a predicted model, not a curated record